This is a messenger RNA of Rhagoletis zephyria (snowberry fruit fly), 366 nucleotides long. The record is from RefSeq and is a predicted model, not a curated record. Lineage: Eukaryota; Metazoa; Arthropoda; Insecta; Diptera; Tephritidae.
AUGUUUCAGCAUCUAAAGGAGCGUUUCUUCAGCAGCAGCAGUAGUAGCAAUCGUCGCAAAUCAGUAGACGACCCGAAUGCGCCGUUGACCCAACGUGAAAUCGACUACAUCCGCCUCACCUGGUCUUACUUAAGAACUGACAUUGCCAACUUUAAAGUUUUUGGAGCGGAUCUCUUUAUCAGGUUUUUCACCUCUUACCCUGACUACCAGCGUCAGUUUAAAUCUUUUAAAGAUGUGCCUAUUCACUUCGCCGACUUGCCUUCGGGUGAGCUGCGCAUUCCCAAGAAACUUCUCGCCCACGGCACCUUUGUGAUGUACACCCUGGGCAUGCUAGUGGAUCACCUCGAGGAGGCGGCCACGCUGGAG